Molecule: messenger RNA, 2624 nt
Organism: Scleropages formosus (Asian bonytongue)
Lineage: Eukaryota; Metazoa; Chordata; Actinopteri; Osteoglossiformes; Osteoglossidae
Product: potassium voltage-gated channel subfamily C member 2-like
Exons: 3
Coding region: 34-1650 (538 amino acids)
Biological process (GO): potassium ion transmembrane transport; protein homooligomerization; action potential
Cellular component (GO): voltage-gated potassium channel complex; dendrite membrane; axon terminus
Molecular function (GO): protein binding; delayed rectifier potassium channel activity
Source: RefSeq, a predicted model, not a curated record
UGCGUUCCGUCGAGUCAUGUCUCAUCCGGAGCGAUGGGCAAGAUCGACGACAAAGAGAGGAUAGUGCUCAACGUCGGGGGCACCCGGCACGAGACGUACCGCACCACGCUGAGGACGCUGCCCGGCACGCGGCUCGCGCUGCUCGCGCGCGAGACCGACACGGAGUCCGUGCUCGAGCAGCUGCAACAAGUCCCCGGAUUCAUCGAGUACAACCCCCGCAGCAACGAGUACUUCUUCGACCGGCACCCGGGGGUCUUCGCCUAUGUGCUCAACUACUACCGCACGGGGAAGCUGCACUGCCCGGCCGACGUGUGCGGACCCCUGUUCGAGGAGGAGCUCUCCUUCUGGGGCAUCGACGAGACGGACGUGGAGCCGUGCUGCUGGAUGACCUACCGGCAGCACCGCGACGCCGAGGAGGCGCUCGACGUGUUCGAGAUGAACGUGGACAACGGGGACGCGGACGAGGACGAGCUCAACAAGCGGCUGGGCAUCGAGGACGCGCUGGCGGUCGACGCCGGCGGCGGCAACGCCGCGGGUCGCUGGAGGAAAUGGCAGCCCGUCAUUUGGAACCUGUUCGACGACCCCUACUCGUCCAGGGCGGCCAGGUUUGUGGCCUUUGCGUCCUUGUUCUUCAUCCUCGUCUCCAUCACCACCUUCUGCCUGGAGACCCACGAGGCAUUCAAUACAAUCGUCAACAAGACGGAGGUCAUAAGGAAUGACAGCCUGGACCUGGGACCACAGUACGAGAUCGAGACUGACCCGGCACUCACAUAUGUAGAGGGUGUCUGCGUGCUGUGGUUCACCAUCGAGUUCCUGGUGCGGGUUGCGUCCUGCCCAGACAAGCUGAAGUUUGUCAAGAGUGUGCUGAACAUCAUAGACUUUGUGGCCAUCCUGCCCUUUUACCUCGAGGUUGGUCUCAGUGGUAUGUCCUCCAAAGCGGCCAAGGACGUGCUGGGCUUCCUGAGGGUGGUACGAUUUGUGCGCAUCCUGCGGAUCUUCAAGCUGACGCGCCAUUUUGUGGGGCUUCGCGUCCUGGGCCACACUCUGCGUGCCAGCGUCAAUGAGUUUCUGCUGCUCAUCAUUUUCCUGGCACUGGGUGUGCUCAUCUUUGCCACUAUGAUCUACUACGCUGAGCGCAUCGGUGCCAACCCCAAUGACCCCACCGCCAGUGAUCACACCCACUUCAAGAACAUCCCCAUAGGCUUCUGGUGGGCUGUGGUAACCAUGACCACCUUGGGCUACGGUGACAUGUAUCCACGGACGUGGACAGGCAUGCUCGUGGGUGCCCUUUGCGCCCUGGCAGGGGUGCUGACCAUUGCCAUGCCGGUGCCGGUCAUCGUCAACAACUUCGGCAUGUACUAUUCACUGGCCAUGGCCAAGCAGAAGUUGCCAAAGAAGAGAAAGAAGCACAUCCCCCAGUCAGCGCAGGGGGGGUCACCCACUUAUGGCAAGGCCGACCUCAGCAUGGCCUGCAACAGCACCCAAGGUGACCUCUGCCUCAACAAGGGCAACAGAGUGUUGGAGCGCAACCGAUCAGAACGCUGCAAAGGGCUUGUUGUGACUGGAGACCUGUGUGCAGAGAGCAGCACGCUCUCGUUCUGGCCAGGUGGCAGGCUUGUGCCAAAGGGGUACCACCCCUUUUCUGGCUGACAUAGUGAGUAUGUGCAUUGUGAGCAUCCUUUCCAUUCUUGUCCUGGUGUUGGGGGGGCAAUUCCACAGCACAUCCUAUAUAAACAAUGCAGUGUAACUUUACUGUAAGUGUCCCUAUACAAGUAAUGUGAAUCAUUGUACAUUUAUGUGGUGCUGUGCAUUCAUUAACCUUGUGAAGUGUACCUUGUUUUCCCAUAAAUUAAAGAAAUACUUGGCUUUCAUGUGAAACUGUUACGUUCAGUAAUUUCUCCCUUGUCUCAUUUUGGAAGCGAUAAUGGUCAUUAUUACAAGUCUUACAGCCAGUGGAAUCGUCAAGGAGGUCGAAUGUUAAAUUACCAAACGUGGCUAAUUUCUUUUAAGGCAUUUCAUUUGAUGAAUUGCCCCCUGUUAAUGAGAAGGAAUUGAUGUGUUUAUGACUUUUCUGUUUGAGGGAAAAUAUAAAUACAUGAAUAUAUGUACAAAUGUUGAAGUUAAAUGUGUAGCUGUACACAGAUUUAACCCAAUAGCAUGAAUCUGCAUGCCUGUCCUUGUACAGUACAAAUCAUUCUAGGAACAUCAGGAACAUCUCUCAUAUUUAGGGAUGAGCACUGUUUUGUAUUUUGUUCAGAUACGUUUCUUCUCCCGUAGAAUGGCAUUAAUGGAGUUAAUGGGACUUCGUUGUCAGUGGAAUAAAUGAAACAUUUUGGUUGCUGCUGCUCCUGACUCGGCUGCUCAGCCGCUCGCAGGACUCAAGUGUCUGGCCGCAGUGGCAGCGGGAGCGGGAGCGGGACGAGGACGGAGUCUACAGCCGCUGGCUCGGAGAGGCCCUGAAGAACAUGGACAUUAGGCCUUGCGAUGAGCUCUCCUGCGGGGAAGAGAGAAGCACAUAUCUGGACUGGGAAAAAGUGUUCAAAUGGGCCUUGUAGCAGUUGAAGUGGUCUUCACUGAUCGCGCUCAGCCAACCAUAUGUUUAGCACUCCACUAUCUGUGAUGAA